Molecule: messenger RNA, 2279 nt
Organism: Hevea brasiliensis (rubber tree)
Lineage: Eukaryota; Viridiplantae; Streptophyta; Magnoliopsida; Malpighiales; Euphorbiaceae
Product: cyclin-D1-1
Exons: 6
Coding region: 189-1304 (371 amino acids)
Biological process (GO): mitotic cell cycle phase transition; regulation of cyclin-dependent protein serine/threonine kinase activity
Cellular component (GO): cytoplasm; nucleus; cyclin-dependent protein kinase holoenzyme complex
Molecular function (GO): cyclin-dependent protein serine/threonine kinase regulator activity
Source: RefSeq, a predicted model, not a curated record
AUAUUUAUAUCACAAGAGAAACAAAUUGAUAGACAUUCAUGUAUAGAACCUUCAAAACACAAACCAAAACGCCUCUUGCUCUUUCUCAUUUCAGUCACUUUCCGGUGACAACUCCGACCAAUACUCCGUCCAUCGAUUUUUGAAGUCGUUUCGAGACUUCGAUACUAUAAAAUAGAGAUGACAAGAGAAUGAGAAACCAUCGACGGCGAUCAUGUCACUGCCGUGCUCCGAUUGCUUCACCGACCUUCUCUGCAGCGAGGAAUCAUCAGAAAUUUUCUCCGGCGAGUCGCCGGAAUGCUCGUCGGACCUCGAAUCUCCGGCAUGUGUCGAAGAAUCCAUUGCCAGUUUCAUUGAAGAUGAAAGGAACUUCGUUCCUGGAUUCGAUUACUUAUCUCGGUUCCAAUCUCGCUCUCUCGAUGCAUCGGCUCGCGAAGAAUCCGUUGCAUGGAUUCUCAAGGUUUAUCAGCCGUUGGAUCCGCGGCUACUUCUCAUGGAUUGGCAGCGCAUGUAUAUAUGUCCAUGCUUUUAUUCAUCCUUUACGCGGUUCGUUUUUUCAGGUGCAAGCAUACUAUAGAUUCCAGCCAUUGACGGCUUAUCUGUCCGUCAACUAUUUGGAUCGGUUCCUUUAUUCCCGUCCAUUGCCGCAAGCAAAUGGAUGGCCAAUGCACCUUUUAUCCGUUGCUUGCUUGUCAGUAGCAGCUAAGAUGGAGGAAGCUCUGGUUCCUUCUCUAUUGGAUCUCCAGUUUGAAGGUGCCAAAUAUAUCUUCGAACCCAGAACAAUCCGCAGAAUGGAACUUCUCGUUCUCAGUGUGUUGGAUUGGAGGCUACGAUCCAUAACACCAUUUAGCUUUCUUGGUUUCUUCGCAUGCAAGAUCGAUUCAACGGGAACUUACAUUGGGUUUCUGAUUUCAAGGGCCACGGAAAUCAUUUUAUCUAAUAUGAAAGAAGCGAGUUUUCUUGAGUAUUGGCCAUCAAGCAUUGCUGCCGCAGCCAUACUUUGUGCAGCCAAUGAAAUACCAAACUUGUCUCUUUUUAAUCCUGAACAUGCUGAAUCGUGGUGUGAUGGGCUAAGCAAAGAAAACAUCAUCAGCUGCUACCGCUUAAUGCAAGAUCUUGUGCUUGACAACAGCCGGAGGAAACCCCCAAAAGUCUUACCGCUGCUUAGAGUAACAAUCCGGGCUAGAAUGAGGUCCAGUGACUCAUCUUCUUCUCCAUCUUCAUCUUCUUCCUCAUCAUCAUCUCAUAAAAGGAGAAAAUUAAAUAACUGCUUAUGGACGGAUGAUGACAAAGGAAACUCCGAGUGAUGGCAAAGAGGAUAUAAAAAAUGGAGGAAAAAAGGAGAAAAAAAAAUAAAGGAAAGAAAAUAAUGGUGGUCCAAGUUAUAUAGAAUCCUCAAAAAUAUUUUCUUGGAGCGUUUUGAGGGCAAAUUGAGACGAUUGAUAUGUAGAUUAUUUUGUGUAUAUAUGUGUGAGGUAGAGUUUGGUGAGUUUGGAGAUUUAUUAAUUUUUUUGGUGGGGUUUGCCAUUGAUUAUUAAUGGCAUUGCAGAUUCCCAAGGGAGGGGGAUUUGUUACCUUAAUAUUUUUGUGUGAGAAAGUUAGGAGAAGAGAGAGAAAGCUUAUGUUUUAAAUAGUAGUCAUAGAGUGUGAAAGAAGUGGGGUGAUGAAAUUCAAUGACAGCAUCGAUUGUAGAAUGAAAGGAAGGAGAUGGUGGGACCUUAAGGGGCAAAGAAAAUCAAAUGGGUAAGCGAAAAUAAUGGAUUGAACUUAGAAGUUUGAGCUGUUCAUAGAAAACAAGGAAAGCUACCAAGCUUCUCUUAUCUUGGCCGCCAUCAUUUUCAUCGCUCCGUCUUUUGAUGGGAAGAAACUCCAAAGAAAAGAAAAUAAUAACAUGGCUCUGUCAACACAUGAUAUGAUAUAUGUUUAUAGAUUUUGAGAGUGGUUUGUGUGCACAUGCUCUAGGGGUGCAUGGCACACACGUGUGUAUGUGUGCUUUUUUGGCGGGAAUUGCCUCUUCUAAUGGCCUUGAACUUGGCCUAACCAUACUAGUAGACUCUUAACCACGUGACUGGUGGUUACAUGUGUGUAAACUUUUUCCUAAUUUCCUUUUUCUUUUCUUAAAAAUUUUUUCCUUGUUUUAUUAUUAUUUUUUUUUCAAGAGAAGGAAUCUCUUACGAGGCCUAACUUUGGCCUGGCAAAUACAAAGGUCUUUGGGGCCUUUCACGCGUGCUUGUAUCUGAUUCUGAUUAAUAUAAUAAUAAAAAUAUAUUUUUCUUUUAAAA